Molecule: messenger RNA, 1599 nt
Organism: Rhinocladiella mackenziei CBS 650.93
Lineage: Eukaryota; Fungi; Ascomycota; Eurotiomycetes; Chaetothyriales; Herpotrichiellaceae
Exons: 4
Coding region: 1-1599 (532 amino acids)
Source: RefSeq, a predicted model, not a curated record
AUGUGCAGCGUUGCCGCCGACGGCAGAUUCUCCCCUAACGCCGUAGUCGCUGCAUGGGUGCACGACGUGUACGUUGCUUUCGAUCCAGACAGAUAUAUCUUCCAACAAAAAUCAACCUCAGACCAAUCUCCAUCCUGGACGACAGGCACAACCGGUCCGACAAGGGCCAAGAGAAAAACACCUCCGAAGAGAAGGACGCCUCCACUUAGAGAGACCAACUCCAAUGUGAAGUUAAACCCUCCUACGGUUUCCGCGCCAGAGAAAAAUCGACGUACUAUAUCUCAAAAAAAGAAGCGAGGUAGAGACCUUGAAGAGGAGGAAGGCAAUGCUGCAGCACAGAGAGACCUAACGUCGCAACCUCGACCUACAACGCGAUCGAGUGUUGUCCAACCCAGAAAGAAGCAGCGUAGACAUUCCGAAGAAGGGGAUGACAAUGACGCAGCGCAGGGAGACUUAACGCCGCGACCUCGAGCUCGUAACCCGAGGCUCGCCCAACCCGAGGACUCAACCUAUGUGCCGGCUCUCCAAAACAAAGCAACCUCUAGCUUGAGGUCUAUGGAACAAUCCGAGUCAUCAGCUGCCACUUCACAAGGCACCUCUAAAAGUCCAAUUGAACGAAUAGGCGACCUUCGCUUUGCUAGGAUGCCUAUUCAGUAUUAUGACCUUUCAGAGAACCUGGAGAAGCUGCCAUCUGACGCAAGAGACCUUUAUGAGAAACUACGGGCGGUGGGGGGUGGGAGUGGCGUCAUGCCUGCACACAUCAGGGAUGAGAUUUUCGACCACGGCGGAAAGACGGACCUUCUACUCCCUCACAUGUUUGAUGAGACUUCGGUCGCGAGCGGUAGGCCAACGACCCAGUUACUUUCGGAACUAUACAAUGUCGAUGAGAUCUGUAAAGCAACAAAGCGGUGUUCACUUAAUCGUCAAGCAGAACCUGCCUGGAAUUGUGCAGUACACUACCCCAUAAUCAACCUGGCCCUGAGGAUCUGUGAGGGCGUCGAAGUUCUAAAUGUCACAACGGCCAAAAUCUGCCCUGCGUUUGACUACCGUGACAUCGGGGGGAAUACCCUGCCAUCAAAGAUGGUCGAUUUUACCAUCAAUUUGGUACCGGAUCAUGAUAUGGAUCAUCGCAUCACUGAGUCACUUGAAGUUCAACCCCCACAUCUCCGAACCAUCAAUCAGUCCAUGUAUCACCCCCUUCGAUUUACACCAACCAUUGUCAGCAUUGAAACUAAACCACCGGGCGGAUCGGAACAGGACGCGGACAUACAACUUGGCGUGUGGGUAUCGGCGUCCUUCAAACGCAUUCGCGAGCUUUGUGAGAACGGUCCUGUCCCGAUCGCCUUGCCACUCUUGUACGUGCAUGGCGACCAGUGGUUCUCCAUGUUUGCUUGCGAUACACAGAACGGUACAGAAAUCCUGGCCAGAUUUCUCGUGGGAAAUACCAGCACCGUGCUUGGCUGCUACAAGGUGAUGACAGCUAUUCGCAUUCUUAGCGAAUGGGGCACGACAAGCUUUAAACAAUGGUUCGGGUCAGCAGUCCUUCGACCUGGCACCGGAGUCGGUCGCUCCGCCGGUAGAGGGGUCGACAGAGGUUGA